CCUUUCAACUUACAAGCGUGACGGAAAAUUCAGUUUUGUUAUUUGUUUGCCAUAAAUGCAACACUUAAGAUAUGUUAGCAGCUCCAGUUAACCGACUCUGUGCGCAUGACAGACCGCAACAUCACGUGAAGGUCACACUUUGCCAGCAGCCAAUGAACAACCUGGAAGUUUGACACGUCAGACUUUCUCCAGUGAACAUGAACGCAACAUGUUACAGCACCGCAGCUGAAAACAGCAGAUAAUUAUGUCACGAAGGUAUAAAUGUCGCCUACAGACAGGAAGUGACAGUGAGAAGUUAUCACAUAAGCAGAAUCUCCGACAUUUUUCUCUUUCUGUCCUCUCGCUAGAAUUUCACUUUUUAACAGUUUUAUAUUGUUUCUACCCGGUGAUUAUUCACUGCUGCACAAAAUAAAAAUGUUUUUCGCUGUCUGUUAUUUACAUGGAUAAACUUCUGUUUGGUCUCUUUAUUUACGGUGUACUUGUGUCCGACAUGUUGCUUUUACCUGUGUUACGGUAAUUAAAAAAAAAAAAAAAAAACUGUUGCGCUUCUCCUUCAGUCUUUACGGCUGGCUGCAGCCCAUGUGUCCGGAAGUGGCUCUGCUUGUUCUGCUUCUGUUUUGAGGCAGAAAACCCUCCAGAGAAGAAGCUGAGGAGUUGUAAAACAUCGUGUCGGGCUGGUGUGACGGGGGCCGGCGGGGUGAUCCGGUGAGCCCCGCGGCUGAAACAUGGGCCUCCUGGCGACCAUACGGAGGGAAUGGUUCAUCAUCGGGAUACUUCUGGUCAUCUUAUCGGCCAAAGUGCAGCCCAGCAUCGGUGUCAGAGGAGGUCCGUUGAGGCCAGAGAUCACCGUGGCCUACGUCGCUGUCUCGCUCAUUUUCUUCAACAGCGGCCUGUCGCUGAAGACGGAGGAGUUGACCAGCGCGUUGCUUCACGUUCGCCUCCACCUGUUCGUUCAGUCCUUCACGCUCAUCUUCUUCCCGCUCGCCAUCUGGCUGCUGCUCAGAGUGCUCGCACUGACCGCCAUCGACCAAUGGCUGCUCAGAGGGUUACAGACGGUGAGCUGCAUGCCCCCUCCGGUCUCCUCUGCUGUUAUUCUCACCAAGGCUGUCGGAGGCAACGAGGCUGCUGCCAUCUUUAACUCGGCGUUUGGAAGCUUCCUGGGGAUCGUAGUAACUCCGGUGCUGCUGCUGCUGUUUCUCGGCUCUUCGUCCUCCGUUCCCUUCUCCUCCAUCUUCUCUCAGCUCUUCAUGACUGUGGUGGUUCCUCUGAUCCUGGGUCAGGUGUGUCGUGGUUUCCUCAGGGAGUGUCUGGAGCGGCGAAAGCCUCCGUUCGGCGCCAUCAGCAGCGCCGUCCUCCUCAUGAUCAUCUACACCACCUUCUGUGACACGUUCAGCAACCCCAACAUCGAGCUGGACCCCACCAGCCUGCUGCUGGUCGUCCUCAUCAUUUUCUCCAUCCAGGUGAGCUUCAUGCUGCUCACGUUCGCUUUUUCUACCAGGUCGGGUUCAGGAUUCAGCCCUGCAGACACUGUGGCCAUCAUGUUCUGCUCCACACACAAGUCUCUGACUCUGGGCAUCCCCAUGUUAAAGAUCGUGUUUGCAGGUUACGAGCAUCUCUCCCUGAUCUCAGUGCCUCUGCUGAUCUACCACCCGGCUCAGAUCCUGCUGGGCUCCGUGCUCGUACCGACCAUCCGCGGCUGGAUGACGAGCCGGCAGAAGUUUAGUCUGUUGUUGCGAUAGGGCCGCAUUCCAACACUACUGACCUGAGCGACGAAGCUGUCGGCUCUUCAGCCCGUCUGAGGAAGACGAGGUAACGACGUGAGCUCGCGUGUUUGUGCGGUAAUGGUGGGCCUCGGCGGAGGGAUGUGCCUUAUGACAACCAAUCAACAGAGACCUCAGCCAGGCGUUUCUACAACAUAAACUGAUAUUUCAUACUUCCACCGUGCUUUCUUUUAUAUUUGAAAGAAUUUAUUUUUUUAUGAAACACCCAAAAAUCCCUGCCAAAAGAGGUCAUCUGUUUCUUCCUUUUUUUAAACAAAGGGAGCGUUGAAGGAAGCGUGGGGUCGCCGGGACCAUUCUUUUUUAAUUCUUCUUGCUAUUUUCUACAUUUUUCUACUCUGUCGUUCCUCUAGCGGUCACUGCCAGGACGUGUGGACGCUGGACCGUCUGGUUUCCUACACAGUAAAAAUAAUGACGGCUGUUAUGAUUGAUUUCUGUUUGUGCCCUGCGGUGAUUAUCUGUCCAGAUGAUGACGGACUGACAUGAACAUGGAUGCUCACGUCUCUCUUCUUGUAUUAUUCACACAUUAAGUUCAAUUGUUUUAAUGUCAGAUUCUUUCGCCGUACAGCUCAGAUUCUGAACAAAUAUGUCGAUCAGUUUUAACUUUGACCAGCGAGGAGGCGAGACUGCGACCUGAGCUCAAGUCAAGCAAAGUAAAGAGCUGGAAAAAAAUAUUUAAAUCUCUCUGCUGAUGUCGAGACAUGGAGAUAUUUGCUCAUAAAGCAAAAUAUUUGCUGUAUUUUAAAAGAAACAAAAUGUAAUUCAGGGGCCAACUUGUCCAUCCUAAAUGACUAUCCUGUUGCCUCUUGGUGGCGCUGGAGGAAAAGUGAGGGAAUAAUCAAGUCUGAUGGACUGACUGACAAACACCUGCAGAGGUCUUUGACCCGCACAGGGUCGUGGUCUCAUCACCAAACUUAGUUUCUGAGUUGUAGACGGUGAUCAAGGUUUGCGGAACCAGUUUGCCCUAUUCAGAGGGAUGACAGUGAAUGUAUCAUCAUCACAACCAACAAGAGCUGGAGCUGCAACACGUAGCAUCCAUCAAAGUGUUUGUCAGUCAGCUCAUUCAAGGAUCACGUUAUCUUUUGAGCCAGUCGUUGGCUCUUUUCUCUGAACGAUUCCCUCUCUGCUCAGCCUGUUUCAGUUCUGUUCUUACGCUCCUCUGAUGUGGCGUAUCGCACAUGUCGACUGGUUGGAAAGAUGUUCGGCGGGGUCUGUGUGGGUCUGUUCUGUAGUUCAUGUUUACACUAAGAAGCAUAACAAAUAAAACUACAACUUUUAACAGAAAA
This is a messenger RNA of Scatophagus argus, 3064 nucleotides long. RefSeq names its product solute carrier family 10 member 7 (gene slc10a7). The coding region runs from base 726 to 1739 and encodes 337 amino acids. Gene Ontology annotation, cellular component: plasma membrane. The transcript is spliced from 13 exons. The record is from RefSeq and is a predicted model, not a curated record. NCBI's taxonomy places the organism in Eukaryota, Metazoa, Chordata, Actinopteri, Scatophagidae.